Molecule: messenger RNA, 2176 nt
Organism: Macroventuria anomochaeta
Lineage: Eukaryota; Fungi; Ascomycota; Dothideomycetes; Pleosporales; Didymellaceae
Product: MFS general substrate transporter
Exons: 2
Coding region: 125-2038 (637 amino acids)
Biological process (GO): transmembrane transport
Molecular function (GO): transmembrane transporter activity
Source: RefSeq, a predicted model, not a curated record
CCUUCCCUUACCUUACAGCCUACUAAUACUGUCCAUCACCACCUUACGCCCUUCGUACCCUCGCUCUGAAACACGCGCACUAUAACACAUCAACGAAAUAUCGAAUACAAACAAAUCAAUCAAGAUGUCUGAGAAAGCGGCCGAGCCGCAGAAAUCCAACAUGGAUGUGGAGUCAGGAAGAGAAGGCAUUUCGCACUGGAAGAUGAUCCUCGACCAGGGCGUCGUCACCAAUGAGAUCGUGAACUGGGAGUACGAAGGUUCCGGCACAGAAGAGGACCCUUACGCCGUCGAAUGGCUACCGAACGACCCCCGUAACCCAAUGACGUUUGCGAAGACGAAGAAAUGGAUCAUGGCCAUCGCUGUCGCCAACUCGGUCCUCGUCGUAUCAUUCUGUUCCUCAGCGUUUUCUGGAGGUAUCCAGCAGAUCAUGAUUGAAUUUGGUGUCAGCCAGGAAAUCGUUACACUAGGUGUAUCGCUCUUCGUUCUCGGUUUCGCCCUUGGACCGCUGCUUUGGGCGCCUUUCUCGGAGAUGUACGGUCGCCAGGUUGUUUUCGCCGGUACUUACCUCUGCUUUAUGGCUUUCAACGCUGCCGUGGCCGGUGGUCAGAACAUCUGGUCCGUUCUGAUUCUUCGAUUCUUCGCCGCUGCCUUUGGAUCCAGCCCUCUCACCAACGCUGGAGGUGUCAUCGCUGAUCUCUUCAAUGCAAACGAGCGAGGUCUGGCGAUGAGUAUCUUCUCUGCUGCGCCCUUCAUGGGCCCUGUUCUUGGUCCUAUCAUUGGAGGUUUCCUGGGCAUGACCGAGGGUUGGCGCUGGGUCAACGGUCUCAUGGCCAUCUGGGCUGGUGUCCUACUCGUUGUCACCGCAUGCAUUGUUCCAGAGACCUAUCCUCCUGUUCUGCUCCGAAGGCGUGCCGAGAAGCUUUCCAAGAUCACUGGAAAGGUUUAUAGGUCCCGCACCGACAUUGACCAAGGCAAGAUCUCCCUUGGCGAGGCAUUCUCAACUGGUCUCAAGCGCCCCUGGAUCCUCCUGUUCUGCGAGCCCAUUGUCCUGCUUCUGUCGCUCUACCACGCCAUCAUCUACGGUAUCCUCUACAUGCUUUUCGGUGCUUUCCCCAUCGUCUACCGCCAGGGCCGUGGCUGGAACGAGGGUAUCAGCGGUCUUCCUUUUGUUGCGGUUGCCAUCGGUGUCCUGCUUGCCAUCACCUAUGUCAUUGUUGUCGACAACAAGCAGUACAUGAAGAAGGUCGAAGCGUCUGGCAAAGGCUACACUACUCCAGAGGCGCGUCUGCCUAUGUGUCUGGUCGGUGGCAUCGUUUUGCCUAUUGGUCUCUUCUGGUUCGCCUGGACUAACUCACCAAACCUUCCCUGGGCUGCCAGCGUUUGCGCCGCCAUUCCCUUCGGUUUCGGCAUGGUGCUCAUUUUCCUGUCCAUUAUGAACUACCUCAUCGACUCUUACACCAUCUUCGCUGCCUCCGUCUUGGCUGGCAACGGUAUCAUCCGAUCUGUCUUCGGUGCCGCCUUCCCUCUCUUCACCAAGCAGAUGUACGACGGCAUUGGUAUCCACUGGGCAUCCUCGGUUCCCGCUUUCCUCGCUGUCGCCUGUAUCCCGCUGCCCUUCCUCUUCUACAAAUACGGAGCUACUAUCCGCCAAAAGUGCAAGUACGCCGCCCAGUCCGAGGCGUUCAUGGAGAAGAUCCGUGAGCAGAUGGCAGCACGCGCUCAACAGCAAGAGGCCGCUGCUGGAGGCGAGUCUGCCAACACCUCUCGCACUGCGACCCUCGCCGCUGAGGAGGAGGCCGAGAAUGACGCUUACCCAUCUGACGCCUCGCCUCACUUUGCUGAGAUGAAGACCGAGAAGGAGACCGAGAAUGCUCUCAAGAAGGUCGCAACAGGGCGAUCGACAAGGAGCAGAAAGUCAGUCAACCCUAUCGAGGAGUACUACGACAACCCGUACGAGAUCGACCGUGUCAACACACGGGAGAGCUUCGUGGGGCGGGCGAGGGCCAACAGCACGAGGAGCAAGAAGUCGAUGAAGUAGAUUUGUCUUGCAUGUUGCUUGGCUUGAUUGAGCGUUCUCGCAUUUAUGGUCGCAUCGCAUGUGGUGGGAAGAUUGAUAUGAUACCUGCACUAGAUACCCUCCGAUUUCGUCUAUAGUUCAUAAUAUUCAAAAGUUCAG